AUGGGUUUUGAAACUGGCAAAUAACUAUUAAAAGGAAGACAUCACAAUAGUGCUAGCAACGCAACAGAAUUUUAUGCAUCAGGUUUUCACGAUGAUUAAGAAUCCAUAUUAAUGUCUGUAUUAGAUGAUUCUUAAAUGGAUCAAAUCACGGCUGCAGUAUACUAAAGUUACAAUGACUCCACGAUGAACAGCAGCUAUAAGCAUCCAUUUAUGACAGAAAUAUAAUAAAACCUUGAUACUUCAGCUAAUCUUAGUCUAAAAUAAGUACUUGUUCAUAGCGAAAAAAAGUUUAAUUUGAAGGAAGAGAGAAAGAUGUAGCAUUUUACUAAUAAGUUACCCAGUAUAAAUGCCUCUGAUGAUUUAUAAAUAAACUCGAUGAAUUCUUUUGGCUCAUAAGGUUUGAUAAAAAGUAGUAAAAUGUCGCAAAAGUACAUAAAUUAGAUGAGCAGAGAAGAUUUGCCCUCUCGUUUUUCUAUUGAUCCAGAGUAAUAUCUAUAAAACGAAUAAGAAAUCCCUCUCCUUCCAAAUGAAUAAAGAGAAUGGUUUUUACCACAGUUAAAAAAAAAUGGAGUUUAACUGAAGACAGAAAAAGAAAUAUUUUACUAAUAGUAUAAAAAGUUGAGUAAAAUUACAUAGUAUGACAAGAGAUAUAAAACAAAUAAGUUCAUUUAUAAAUCGAUGUGCCAAAAAGCAGAAGAGUGUAAUUUACUACCUAAGACUUUUGAAAUUUUCAAAUCAAAUUCUUGUGUUCAUAAAGAGCUAAAUCUAAAUAACUAUGGCAUAGGAGAAUAAUAUUGUAAAGUUUUUUCUGAGGCUCUUUAGGUUGAAGACUUGCAACAUUUAAAAAAAUUAAAAAUAUCAUAAAACAAUUUAAGAGGUGGGUCGCUUAAUAAAAUAUUUAAAUCUUGCGCUUCCAAAAUGAAAGUGUUAGAUAUUUCAGGUAAUUCGGUUCGAUAAGAAGAUUUGGCUACUUUUAAACCUCUGUUUGCAAGAACAACACUAGCUUUUUUAAAUAUUGCUUAAUGCAGAAUUGGUGAUACUGGCUUUACAGAAUUAUACUAAAACAUCAAAGAAAAUUAGCACUUAAAAGUUUUAAAUAUAAGCAUGAAUAAUUUGACAGAGAUAAGUGCUGAAAAAUUAAAAAAGCUUUUGACUUACAAUACUAGCUUAUAAGAGUUGUAUUUGCACUGGAAUAAUUUCAAAAAUGAAGGAGGAUGUGAAAUUUUAAAAGGAGUUUUAGAAAAUUCUUAUUUGAAGGUGUUUGAUAUAUCAUAUAACUCUCUGAAAUACUAAGGCGAUUUAAACGAAUAAAAUCAGCAAAAAGCAGCUGCUUAUUAUAUUGCUCAAAUACUUUCUAAAGAAACUUCAGAGUUACUUCAUUUAGAUGUGUCUUAUAAUAAUUUUUCUCCAACAGAAUGUAAAAUGAUUUAAGAAAGCCUAUUCUACAAUAGUUGGCUUUUUGGACUUCAUUUUGAAGGAAAUUCAAAUUAUGUUGUUGACUCAAGUGGCUUUAUUGUUGAACUUUAAAAUGGUUUUCGCCCAAGAAUGCAGCACAAACGAUAGAUUAAAUCAAUUCAUUAAAUUCCGUUUUUUUAAGAAGACGAGUUAUGGGAUUCAGAUUAAUAGUAAUUAUAAGACAUUUGUUGGAUAUGUUAAGGAUGGCAAGAAGUGAUCAUUUAAGCAAAGGAUAUCUAGGAAGAACCACUCUACUUGCACUUAAGUUAUUAAAACUUUAAACCUGAGCUACUCAAAAAGAAUGAAGAAGGACACUACAUAAAAUCUUUAAUGAUUCCUAAAAAUAAAAAAAUUGAAUUCUUUUUUAGUAAUCCGCUGGAGUCUUCUAAAGGUUUGGUAACUUAAUAUCAUGAAAGCCACAGGAAAAUUAUGUCAUGCCACUAUAAGUAUAAAUUUGAUAAUGCCGAAAAAGAAUAUUUUUUGUUUGUCUAUCAUAUGAAUUCUAUCGAUGCAGAUAACAGUAUCUAAUUUGAAGUAAACAAUCAUUAUAAAGUAAAAACUAAGUGUUUUCCUCGUGAGUAGUCACUUACUUAUCAUCUGCCUAAGAGUGAUUGGGAUAUUUCUUAAUCUAUUUGGAAAGACUUUAGAGGUGAUACUGAAGAGAUAUUGAGAAAAUGCCUCGACAAUGAUUUAUUUUAUGCUAGAAUAUUCAAAUUUGUUAAAGAUGUAGAUGAUUAAAAUUAACUAAGAGAAGCAAUAGUUGAAAAAUAUUAGAUUUGUAGAGAUGUUUACAGAAAUUUAGCAUCUAUACAGCCACAGGGUGAUACAUUUUGUAUAGGAUUAGGAGUUUUUUAAAGAAUGAUUUCAAAAACAAAAACACUUGAUGGAGGAAAAAUCAAGCUAUCUGAUAUUGAUAGGUUAUUUAUAGCUACAAAUUUUAAUUAGGAAACAAAUGAAACUGUUUUAGAAAACAAUCCUGCAAAAGCAUUAAUUAGAUAUGAAUUCAUAGAAAUACUUGUAAGAAUAGCCCAUGAGAAAUAUCCAUAAAUGAAAUAUGCUGAGGCUUUUACAUAUUAUUUUGAAAAUGACCUUAAAGAGCAUUUUAUAUUGUAUUAAAUUGCUCAAGACUGGAGAACAAACAAAUAUUGGAAAAAAGAAAUAGAACAUGAGAUAAAAAAUGAAAUUUAAAUGAUCAAACCUAUUUAUGAUAGUCUUGUACAGAAAAAUCCAGCCUGCUAUUAAUCUUCAAUAAAAUAUGUUGACUUGGUAACAUUUAGUGAUUUCAUCGUUAACAAAAUAUGUCAUCUGCAUCCUCUAAAUCAAGCAUUAGAAAUAUAAAUAAGAAGUGCAUUUUAAAUGAGCUUGUAAACUAGCAUAGACGAACUUUCUAGUAUGUAAUAUAAAUAAAUGGGAUUAUUAGAAUUUAUUGAAGCCAUUGUUAGAAUUUCUGAGGUUAUUUAUAAAAAUGAAGACAUUCCUCUAAAUGUAAAAAUUCAAAAAAUUCUAUUCGAAAUAUACGAUGAAGGUGAAAAGCAAGAAAUAUUAAAAAGAUAAGAAUUUGAAAAGAUAAAAAGGCUUUAAGAAGAAAAAAAAGAAAUUAAAAGAAUAAUACUUAAAACACGCAAAGAUUAUGAAUUUAAAUAGUCUGUGUCUCAUGGUGCUCUUUAAAGGUUUUCAAAAGUGAAAUUGCUUUCUAAUCAAAGUAAAUUUUUGCCUUCUGUGUUUAAUAACCAUCAAAAUGACCACAAUGAAAUAUUUUCAGCACAAAAUAUUCAAUUUUAUAAGAAAAAUAGUAAAUGA
Tetrahymena thermophila SB210 is the source of this 3255-nucleotide messenger RNA. RefSeq lists its product as hypothetical. Gene Ontology annotation, molecular function: protein binding. NCBI's taxonomy places the organism in Eukaryota, Ciliophora, Oligohymenophorea, Hymenostomatida, Tetrahymenidae. The record is from RefSeq and is a predicted model, not a curated record. The transcript is spliced from 10 exons.